Messenger RNA from Leptidea sinapis, 12733 nucleotides. RefSeq names its product F-box only protein 28 (gene dmpd). Gene Ontology annotation, cellular component: nucleus. The transcript is spliced from 8 exons. Gene Ontology annotation, biological process: positive regulation of DNA-templated transcription. Lineage: Eukaryota; Metazoa; Arthropoda; Insecta; Lepidoptera; Pieridae. Bases 183 to 1700 code for a protein of 505 amino acids. The record is from RefSeq and is a predicted model, not a curated record. Gene Ontology annotation, molecular function: transcription coactivator activity; protein binding.
AGAAGUCAAGAACACUGAACGUGAACAAACAAAAAAGUAAAAUCUCGUGAAAGCGCUAGGCAAUAGGCAUAGUGUGAAUAAAUAUAUUCACAUUUAAAAGAUCCAAUUGAUAAUCACAAUAAAUUAAACAUGUGCAUGAACUCUUGACUUUUUCAGACUAAAUAAGAUUAAACUUGAGAAAGAUGGUGUCGACGAGGCAGAUGAGUAGUAGUAUAGGAGGCGGUAGUGGAGGCAGUGAUGGUUCGUCUGAUGCAGAAACCGUAACGGUGGCUCGUGUAACUCGCCACUCCAGUGCCUUGCUACCUGGGGGUUCAUCACCUCAUAGCAGUUCAAAAAAUGCUGUUAUACCUGCUCACAAGUCAUUUACUACUAAUAUACUGGAUUUGCCCAUUGAAGUCAUGGAAAAGAUUUUUCGCUAUUUGGGAUUUAAAUCGGUUUCACAGUGUAGAAUGGUUAACCAUCAAUUCAAUACAAUAUGUAGUACCAUUUUGAAUUCAACAUUCCAACGAUUACAAAAUCAGAUGUUGCAUAGAUUUCAAGGUAUAAAGGCAAAAAUGCCAAGAAGAGAGUCGGCCCGAAGAAGUCAUCCAUUGGCAUGUGAAUCAGAUAUCAUUGAAACUUUACACAUGAGACUCAGUUUAUUGCAAAUGACUUUUGGGAAACAUAUUGAACGGAAACACUGUUGUUUCUUCCCUGGGGAGAUAUUAGAUGAAGUGUAUAGUAUCUUAUCAUAUUUAAAAACUACAACAAAGCUAGCAAGGCCUUACAAAGUCACAGAUGAGCUGUUUGAUCUAACAACCAUGGCUAUGGAAUACUUUAAGGAACAUAUUGAGCCUAACUUGCCAGAAAUCACAUAUUUUGGCACUGACUUCUUUGACAUUACAACUGCUUUUUCACCGGGUGAAAGCAGUAAGUCGUAUAUGUGUUUGGACUCGCCGCCGGCCAGUGGGUUCGAGUCGUCGUCGCAGCAGAACGGCGGGAACGCGUCAGGCGACCACCACGCCUCGUCCCUGAACAUGUACAUGGAAGAGAGUCUGCCUCCGUCGCCGCCGCCUCCCCAGAGCAACAUGGUGCUGAGGAAACGGAUACACCGCAUCAAGCAGGGAAUGAAAAAGUACAACGAUCAAUUAUCAGCGCUGCGUAGUGAUCUGCGCAGCUGCAAGCGGAAAACAGCGUUGCAGCAGAAGCAGAUAGCGGAACAGCAGAAGCAGAUCGCAGAACAACAGAAGCAGACCCUGGAGUACGCCAACCGGCUGGACGAUUACGACAAGAAGUCUGAAGAGACCAGCCGGAAAUUUCAGACUUUAUUACAAGAACUGAACAAAUGCAAGACAGAACUUCAAUACUGGCGGUCGCGUUCUCCAGCCGUGCCACCGCUGUGCGCUGAGUGCGGGGCAUCGCUGAGACUGUCGCCGGUCGCGUCGCUCGCUCAGUGGCCAUCGGGAUCGGGCAUGGAAGAGAACGAAACAGAAAAAGCAAGCGGCAGCAAAGAGGACGUGUGUAGCGUUAUCGAGAUUCCUACUGAAGUACCUGUGAAGGAGAGGAAGGAGACUGGUGGUGGGGACGAGGUCGCCCCUACUGCGCCCGUCACUGCGCCCGGCCGCCGUCGCGCCUCCGCUGAUACCAACAGCAAUAGCAACAGCAGCAACACAACGCCCGAACGCAAGAAACGGCGCCUCACCAGACCCAAGAAACAUUGAUGCAGCAACAAACAAGUACGGCUGGGUAAUUAAUUAAUGUAUCAGCAACGCUCAAGUACAAAACAAUUCACUAAUUGAUGGAUAAUCUGUUGCAUUGGUACAGCCGAAGUUAAAAUACAGUAAUAAUCCCAUCGAGGAUUACAUUCUUAUUUCAAGUAGUUCAUUCACAUGUGUUUUUGUGUUGUUUUUUUUUAUUUUGUAUUUCGUGAAGCGGGCCUUUGGGUUUUGUUACUUUAUUCUGAAGAAACUAAUUUUGAAAAAAAUUAAUCCCUGUUUAUGUGAAGUCUAAUUUCAACAACUUUUGUCAGUUGCGGCUGUGUGAUACAGUUUUUGUUUUCAAUGUAUGCUUUCUGUAAUAAAUCACUAUUUAAAAUCUGAUGACAGUUAUCAAAUGAAAACAUAUAUGAAUAUAUGCAUACAUUUUGAAAACCUAUUAGGAUGCAAAUUAGUAACUUUUGUUUUCAAAUAAUUAUUUUAGGGCUAUCUGCUGACUUUAAUUAAAGAUUUAGUAAUGCGAAGAUGCUAUAAAAUAAAAAAUAUUUUAUGACAAUAAAAAUUACCAGAUUGGUUAUUCACCAAUCCCUAUUUAUUGUUCAAAGGUUUUCAAUUCGUGAUUUUUGCAAAUCCUUUAAUUGAAAAGUAAUAUUUAAAACAAAACUACUAAGACAGGUCUAAUUACUGACUUUUAAAAUUAAUUUUAAUCUGACAGGUUUUGCAUGCUUUUAAUAUGCCUGCAUGAUGAUAAUAACUAAGAAACUGUUCCCUUCACAAAAUAAAAUUGAAGCAGAAGAUAUAUAAAGUAAUAUAUAUUUUUCCUAUGACUGUACUGUGGUCAUCUAACUAAACAGUGACAAAAAAGAUGUGAACAUUAUUGAAUGUUUAUUCUCUGACUGGCCUUUCUUUAUAUUCAUAUAAUUUUUUUUAAAUAAUAGAGCCAGAUAAUGGUUACAAUGAGUAUUUUUUUAUUUGUUGCCGAAAAAUCUUGUAACUAAUGAAGAGUUGUUUAAUAAAAUUUUUCAAAAAACUUUUUACAUAUAUGAAAAUACUAGCUUUUAUCCGUGACUUCGUCUGCGUAGACUUUCAUCUCCUAGUCCAUCUCCAGAUAAAUGAUUGUUUACUUCUUAUCAAGUACCUAAAGCAAUGUUUCAUAGUUUAUAUCCGAAAAUGACGAAUUUCUAUGUAAACUUUCAUCCCUUAUUUCAACUUCAUGCCCUUUUUAACAACAAAAGGUAUGCGUCUAUUUUUACACAAAAUAUAAUCACAAUCGAAUUCGGAGUAAGGCGUGAAAACGUGAGUCUGUUUGAACUUUCAUACGAACUUUCAUCGCCACACUUGUCGAAAUUUCUAAAACACUAGAAAAAAUAUUUAUACCUUAUCAAGUGCCUAAAUACAUUUCAUGGUGUCAUCUUCGAUAAUGUCGAACUUCCAUACAGACUUACAUCCCCUAUUUCAACCCCUCCAAGCCUUUUUUGGUAGGUAGCCUAUGUCCUUUCCCAAGCUCUAGUCUAUCUAUGUACUGAAUAUCAUCGAAAUUGGUUCAUUCGUGUAGGCGUGAAAGCGUAACAGACAAACUUACAUUCACAUUUAUGAUAUAUGUAGGAAUUUACAUCGUAUUAUAAUUACUAUUCGAAUAUUGGAGGCCGUUGGAGGGUCAUUGAGGACAGGAGCCUCGGCCUAGAAGUUCGAGAGAAUUCUGAAUAGGAUUGUAAAUGACGGCUCGUCAUCGUUUAACUCUAGUGUCACAGUGAGUGUAGGUCUUCACGAAAAUGGGAGUUUACCUUCAUUUGGACAUCAAUAAACCCUCGGCCAUUGUCCUUAUGUAUGAGGGAUAAGGAAUACUCCCUAAACAAGAUUUCUGAAUCUGAACUCAUUUUGACAGGUUCCUUCAGCUCUCCAAAGGCCAUUUGCGACUUUUCCGUACUCAACCAGACUUUGAUUUAGCGCGUGUACUUAUUGAAAGAGCUAGGCUUGGUAAAGGAUAUAACACACAGUUUCAGUUUUACAUCCAAAUGGCCAAUCUGUUUUAAUAUCAUAAAAAUACUUAUUAAAUUAGGUUACAAAACAAAUUAUAGUGGACGAAAAAGGCAUACAUCACAAAACACUAACCCCCUUAUUCAUAAUGGUCCGCUAACUUUAAACAGCCGCUAAGGAGUGUUUUUUCUCAUUCUGACUUAGGCCAAUAGAAGAAGACAGAGUGAGAAUUAGCAAUGCUUUAAGUGAGCAGACUGUUAUGAAUAAGGGGGUAUAUAAACAUCAUAAUACUAUUUAUUAUAUUAUCUUGUUUCUUUAAGAUAAAUAAGCAAAAUUGAUUUACUAUUGUAAAAUAACGCAAUUAGAAUUAACGUGAAUUUUUUAUUUUUUAUUUAAUGGCACUCAAUGCAUGUCCGUAGGCCAAAAUUAAUAUCGUAUUGUAUUUACACUACGUUCCUUUUAUUUGCUAAUUCGUUUUUUUUCUGUGGUCUGCUUUGAGUAUAUAUUUUACUAACACUUUGGGUAACUAUCUAACGAUAUCGAUUUUUACAUUUUUAUUAUAUACUCCAGAUCAGAGUGCCGUUUGGUUAAUUUGAUGACCGUUUGACAGACAUCUAGUAGUAGAAGAGUAAUUAGUUUUUGGCCAUUCUUUCGAUUGGCAUCAUAAAAGUAGGGGUGUUUUUUUUCUACAUUUAAGUCGGUUCGAUUCCCAGACGAGGCAAGUAAUUUUUAGAAAAUCUUUGAAUGCAGAAGUACUAACUUUUAAAAAUAACAAAGUCUUCUUUCAGUAAAAUAGCCUAUCUUCCAUAUUUAAGGUACUUUCUCUUCAUGUCCCAUAACUUUGGGACACCUGUAUAUAGAUUUUACUUUCAGCUGAAUAAUGAGGGCAUUAUAUAUAUAUAUAUAUAUACAUAUAUAUAUAUUUUAUAAAAUCUACAGCACAUAACAUCACUUAUUUGCUAAAGUAUUGUAUAACAAAACAUGGGCCAUCAAAUAUUUUAUAUUAUUUAGGCAAGACAGAAUUCUUAAGUAGCUUCCUAAAGAUAAACUGAAGCAAGAAAGAAGAAAAUAUCUAUAGCAUACAAGUUAUAUUUGUCAUAUGUUUAGUGUUUAUUUAUAUUAUUUAUUUUCACGUGAUCGUGCGGCCGUUUCAUAAUUUUGGGACAGUUGACGGGACUCAUUUUUUCUAUUUGAAUGAUACCUUCGAGAAUCGGAAGAGUAUUUAUUACUAAUAUUUUCCUACUCCAUUCAAGAAUCCCUUUCUUCAUCUUUGAAGUUAUGUUGUUAUCGCGUUUAAAAAUAUUUUUUAUGUGAGAAACUUUCUAAGAUCUUUUUGGCGAAUACAUAUUGAUAAGUAAAUUUUCGGGGUAUGUUACCUCUAUGGUUAUUUUAUGAUCCGAUAUAUGACCCAAACUGCUUUGACAAACAUCUGCCAUGUUGCUUAUUAUCAUCAGUUGGGCGUUUUUCUCUUAAAAAUUGUACUACUUAUGUUGCUCGGCUCAUUUCACUGUUGAUAAAAUAUUAGGUAAGAGCACAAAUUAAAUUUGAAAUCAAAAUUUAUGAACGAUGCAGGACUCGAACCCGCGACCUCUCGCUUUCCGUGCGAGCGCUCUUCCACUGAGCCAACCGUUGGAGUGACGUAUCUUUGAUAAAUCCUGUAUUUCUUGUUCAACUCUCAAGUUGUGCUUUCAUUUACAGGAUCUACUUUAGAUUCCGCUUCUUUCAUAAUUUUGUUUUAAAAUUUUAUUUGUGAGGAAAAGGAAACAGAAGUUUCGGUUAUCACUUUAAAAAAUAAAAAAUGUUUAUGUAAGAGUAUUGUGUUACGUGCUUGUUCGUCACUAACCUCACAAGAAAAAAAAUAUUCGUUCACUACCCGUAAAACUCCAAAAUCUUUGUGUAAUUCCAGAUACAUUAGACGCACUUCAAAUCGCGUAAUGGUUUGUAAAUACUAUUAUAUCACAUGAUAUUAUUAAUAGUACUUUGUGUGAGAAUUACAAUAGAAAAGGUUUCCACUGCGAUAAUAUUUCUGAAACAGCAUCGAUAGACCCAAAGUCCAUUCGUGCUUUUUAUAUACAAACUAAUUUUUUUUUUGUUAUAUGUACCUACUACGCAGUCCUACAUAAUAACAGUAGUAUUGUAAAUCAAUGUGAAUAGAGUUAAUUAACGGAACGUCUUAUUUGUAAAUAGAGUCUCGUGUAAUGUACAUAUGAAUAUAUUUAUCGUUAUUAUACAUACAACUGUAAAUUGAAUAUUUUGUGACAUGAUAUAUAGUGUAGCGUCAACACAUAAAUUAACUACAUAACUAAUCAACAUAAUAACUAAUAAACAUCAUGCCACUUGAGACAUAUCAACAAUGUUGUGUCCCGGCUUUCUUGGUUUUAAGUGUUAACACUAUUUAUUUAUUUCACAACUCGGUUUUAUCACAGACUAUAAUUAUUUAUUCCACUUUUAUAUGUGCCGACAGGAUUUCCAAAUCGCGAAUAGUUUUAAGAGAUUAAUAUACUAAUUGACUGAACUGACUCCUAAUUUAGAAGGUGCAUUGAAUUAUAUGAGUGACAAUUUUAGAGGUUCCACAAUAUAAUUAAUUCCACCUUCGCACGACACGCCACAAAUUAGGAUUUCAUCCCCACCAUCUGGAUGUGUGACGCUCCUCCAAGGUGCGGUUUUCAAGGACCUUUCUUCCACGUACUACAAUGCUGUGGAAUUAACUUCCUUGUGCGGUGUUUCUGUGACGAUAUGACAUGGGUACUUUCAAAAAAAGCGCGUGCACCUUCCUUAAAGGCCGGCAAAACGCUCUUAUGAUUCCUCUGGUAUUGCAAGAGAAUGUGGGCGGCGGUGAUCACUUAACACCAGGUGACCCGUACGCUCGUUUGUCCUCCUAUUACAUAAAAAAAAAAAUGUACUUAAGCCGUACACACGUCGGUCUCUUUUACGCGAGGUCAAUUUUAUGAGUACCAAGGAGAGUUAUUGUUCAACUCUCAGGUUGUGGCUCCAUCUACAGGAUCUACUUUACAGUUGAUAACCUGCUCAACCCCAAUAUGUGUAUAUGUGAAAAUUGACUUGAAAUGUCGCACUGUCAAAUCUAAACAAUUAAUACCACGAUUUAUGAACGAUACGUCACUCGAGACAGUUAUUGUUUCGUUCUUGACACUGUUAUAAAUACAUCGAGAUGUUUUUUAUUUUGUCCAGUAGCGAUGGACUCACAUAAGAAGCUCGCCUAAAUUCCUUUUACCAACUUAAUUACUCGAACGAAGCUGACUGCUACAGUGCAGCUUUAGUUCAUGUAUUUAAUUAUCAGAAAUGAAAGAAAAACUACUUACGUAUUUACCGUCAGUUUUAAUAGUCUAUCGCAUCGUACCACAGCGUGGUAUCGGAUCUAGUGCCCGAAUUGACAAGUAAAAUAUAUCAUAACCAUGAAGGAUCACAAACCAUACUAUACCAAAAACAAUACCAUGAACAAUUUGUACUUGUUUUAAUUUUGGCGUUGCGUAGAGAUGUGGGUUCUCUCUGCAUUCUCUACCGCAUUUAUCACGGGGAGUGCUCAGAGGUGCUGUGCGGGUUCAUACCAGCUGCCGAAUUUCACAACCUGACAUUACGUCGAAAAUGCGAAAUUACACCCGCAUAAUGUUGAAGUCCGGGUUUCUGCAACGGCGCAUUUUGCGAGGAACUUCUUGCCUCGCACACCCACUUUGUGGAAUCAAUUAUCGGCUGCAGAUUUCCAGAACCGAUACGACUUACCGCCGUUCCCAAUAUACUAUCAACAGAUAGAGAUAAAUUACUACCUUCUACUGUCAAUAAUCUGAAGCUGUCCUAAUAUACCCGAUAAGUCGGUGUGGUUUUCAAGGAGCUUUCUUCCACGUACUACAAAGCUGUGGAAUGAGCUUCCUUGUGCGGUGUAUCCGGGACGAUACGACAUGGGUACCUUCAAAAAAAGCGCGUGCACCUUCCUUAAAGGCCGGCAACGCUCUUGUGAUUCCUCUGGUGUUGCAAGAGAAUGUGGGCGGCGGUGAUCACUUAACAACAGGUGACCCGUACGCUCGUUUGUCCUUCUAUCCAUAAAAAAAAGGCAUUCCUAUCGCCUUAUUCACGCGUGAAUUGCAAUUUCCAUACAACGCUGGUAAGCUGUAAGUCGUCCCAUUACAGCGUGUACGGAUAAGAUGAGUUACCGUCGAUAAGUUAAUUGGUCAACAAAAAAGUCAACGAUAGUUACGAUUUUUCAUCUUACCAGUAGGCCACAACCGGAGAUAGACUGAAUAUUGGGAAUAGUCGUUAGGGACCCUCAAUCAUAGAGCAUAUUCCCAACUUAAAUGCUGGCUACGCAUCUCUUGAUCAUCUUUUGCGGAUGUCCUUGGGCUGUUGCCUCAUCACAUAACCUUGUAAGCCCUGUGGUCCCUCUAAAUGGACCAAAUAAUCAUAGUCAUUAGGGCCGAUACAUUUAACGCCAACGGUACCUUUAAAGGGACCAAUACCUCGUUCAAAUUAUAAUACUGGCGCGUAGUAAAAAAGUUAAUAAUUAGUGGAUGACUUUUAGAAGAAGAAUAGAGAGUUCUUAAGUAAAAGAAAAAAGUGUCAGCUGUCAAUGUUUGCCAUUUCGUCAUUCAAUAUGGGCGCACACUAUGUCUAGGUAAAAAAAUCUCAAAUAAUAUUAGUAAUGUUUAAGUUUACCACUUUAAUUAUAAAUGGUUAUUAAAUUUAAAUUAUCAUUGAACAUUCCUACACAAUUAUUUACUCGAUUCUGUGUGAAUUCCAACCAGGAGUCCAAAGCAAACUUUUAUAUUACCUUGCAAAGGCCCUUCGGUGGCAUGGUAUAGUUGUAGUGUCAAAGGAUUCUUUCUGUUCUAAUUGUAUAUUAAAUAUUGUGAUUAAAAAUAGCCGAGUCGUUUAUAUUUAAAUUUGAAAUUAAUAAUAAUAUUUCUAUGCGAAGGACUAUCGGUUUAAUAACAAGGUUUUUGCCUUUUUAGUUUUAAGUAGUAGUUAAAACCGGAUGUCCUUUUAAAUGAACUACAUAUUUUCUUAUUUUUUUUAAAUUUUUUUCAAAACAUCUUAAUGCCUCCACUUUAUUUCAAGUCAACCUGAUAUUACCACUAAAAAAUCUUAAUUUGAAGAGCUCGGCCUUUAUUACUAUAAAAAUUUGGACUCUUUAAAGAGUACCUUCGGUCAUAAUUACAACCCGCCCUCGAAUAACCUUCGGUCUAACGAUGUUAAGUAUCUUGCCCGUUUGACCCAUUUUAUAUAAGAAAAAAGAUUCACAAUCCAUCUAACCUUACUAAAACUGGAGUAGUGGAGUAGAUUAGAGUUUUUAAAAUUUUAAUUCAAAACCGAGUAGUAGUUAGUUUGAGUACUUUGUAAUUUGAGUAGAUGUUGCCAGCUUUGGUUAUAUAACUGUAUAGUCGAAACAAGAAAAUCUAUGCGUCCUUUUUCUUGUGAUCAUUUUCAUAUUGUCUCGUUGAAUAAUAUAAUAAUUUAAUGGAAUGAUUCGCAGCCUUGGCUCUUACCUCUUCGGGCUGACACUCUCGAUUGUCGUUUAUUUUACUUGCGGGCCAUUAAUUCUCAUCAUUACCGCGCAUGAUCUGGCAUAAUCACCGUCAUUCUUCAAGGAUACAAUGUUGGGAAAACUUAACUAUCAAUAAAAUGAUAUUAUAUGUAAGAAGUACCUUUCAAUUGAAAUUUUAAAAUAUAUACGGAUUUGGCAAAACCCUCAGUUACUUUAUUUCGUUAUUUCGUAAUUUUUUAAACGAAAUAAGGAAUAUGCUAUUCAUAUCUACAUUUAGUAAGGACUAUCAUGAUAAUUUAGAGCAUUAAAAUUUUAAUACGCACAUAACUAGUAUGUAAUAGGUAUUUUGUUGUGUUUUCUGUUGUAUGUUUGAACUAUUCAUACACUUACAUAUAAAAAUGUACUCAAUUCUCAUGUAAAAGGAGGGACGGCCGAUAAGUUUGCGAUCUAAGGUCUUCAUGAAUAAAAAAAAAUAACGAAAAAAGAAAACACUAUUCCAAAACAAUAGAUAUAAUAUGCACUAAAAAGUAAACAAAAAUUGCGUAUUUUUAUACAAUUGCAAUUUAUACAUGGGAAGCACCAGCUUUCAAAUAAAAAAAGAAAUAUCAAAAUCGGUUCACCCAGUCCAAAGUUUUGAGGUAACAAACAUAAAAAAAAAAUUGAGAACCUCCUCCUUUUUUGAAGUCGGUUAAAAAGUAAAGAUUUUCAAGUGAUUAUUUACUUACUUCCUUGGGUACACAUAAUAAUAAUAGAUAAUUAAUAAACAGGCCAAUAAAGUUUACAAUAAUGUUAGAGUGUGUUAUGGCGUUCCAUUUUAUUUUAUACUAGCUGACCCGACACGUUGUUCUGUAUAUAAUAAAUAAAAUAAUGUUUUUAUAUGAAUUUGUCAAACAAAUUAUAACAUCAAAAAUUACCUUCGUAAAAUAUGCACCCUGCUGUCGUAAUGAAAUUGUUUCACAGCAGAACUGUCAAACCGUGCGUAAAUAAAUUCUCUUAUACAAAUUAUGUAUGGACACAUCAAAGGAAAAACAAAUUUGUGUUUUUUAUUUAAUUUAGCAGCAUUGUGUUAGUGACAAUGAUUGUUAACACAUAUUUAUUUCAGACUAGAUGUCAAGACACUACAGUAAUGCAUUUAUUUUACUGCGUAAUAUUCUUUAGAUUUCUCUUCAAAAUGGUUUUGUAAGGCCCUUCAUCUCACUGUCGUCCAAAUGUUCCCAUAAUUCUUCUGUAAAUUAUGCCUGACCCAGUAAAUUAGCGUAAUACUAGCUACUAAUUGUGGUCCCAUAAUCCCUCAAUCAUAACAUUCUUUCCUAUUGAUGAUGGCCAUAAUCAUCACGCUGACUAUAGCACUUUUGUAAUUCCUCGGUUGCCUUACUUUUUCCAUUCAUCGUCUUUUGUUUAAACUCGGUAACAUGUUGACGAAUCCAAGUUUCAUCAACCAUCACAAUCUUGCAGCGUCGAUGUUAUAACCCAUAGAACAUAAAUUGAGUGAACGCUUUCAGACCACUUUAGGAACACAGGUCUUGUAUAAAUGCCAGUAGCGACGUCUUACAAUAUGUUAUGAUUGUUACCUGACCAUUCAGUACCGUAAUACGUCGAUAAAUACCACAAACUACAACAAAUACGGGUCAACACAAAUAAUCUUCACAACACUCCAGGUGUCGAGUGGUUUCAGCAAUCACAGUACCCAGCGGACACUUUCAUGUGCAAAUGUUCAUUUAAACUCUCACCAACUUUUUUCAUAAUUUAUUCUUCGAUAAUUCGGUAUUAUUUUCUACUUUUAUUCUCGUACUCCUUGUCCUCCUAGCUCUGCUCUUGUUUACCAUCACCGCUACUAUUAUAUGAUGAUACUCUUCAAAACGAUUUUUUUUUUCGUGUUAUUUUUGUAACAAGGAAUUUGAUCACAAGUCUGUUAAAUUGCGACAAUUUCCAAUUUCCUCGUAAUAUAAAUAGGGGUGUUAUUUGUAAUAACAAUGAGUCUCACAAUUAGUGCUAAAGGUAACGAGCUGAUGAGUCAUCGCUAGUAUCGAAGGUCGCGAACCUAUCAGCCGUCUCUCAUAACAUAACAUUGUGCCUAACAUUGUUCAUUUACAUUGCCAUUAAUGAAAUAAUCUACUAUAUUGUAUCUGAAAUGUCAAAACAAAAUAUAGCACGAAUGCAUGAUAUAAAUAGUUACCAAAGUGCUUGUUAUCGCAUCGCCGUACAUACGGCUGUAUUAAGAAAAUCCUCUUGAAACGUACGUGUCAUACAUACACAAUGGGUGUCUUAUGCAAAGAAGAUUAUUCAUUCUUAUUUAUUUGGUUGUUGCCAAAAUGUUAUAUUAUCAGCCAAAGUACCAGGCUAUAAAUGCAUGUACUUCGUACAGAGUGCAUCGAAUAGCAAAAAUGAUCAACAUCAUGUCAACAACUGACUUAAUUGUAUGUGUUACGUAUUUUUGUAUAUUGUAGUUAUAACUGCUGUACAUACCGUGUAUGUUGUGUGUAGAACCGUAGAAUGUUUCACAUUGUUAGAGUUGUAAGUUUUAAGGGAUAACAAUACAAAUGUUUAUAUUAAAUUUGAUUUGCGGGUAGAUGUGAAAAAACAACAUUUAAUGAAUAAUACUAUAGCGAUUUAUUUUUUGUGCAAUUUUUCUAUUUAUAUCACAACACAUGAUUUUCAAAAUCGAAAACGCUUAAGAUUUAUUUUGUAAUACAAAAACAAUUUUAACUGUGACAUGAUCGGCCUAUUGGAUCGUUCUUUACACUUGGCUUAUAUUUAUAUGCUUUAAAUGUGAAGAGUUUAAUAAAACAAAGGGUGUAUCAAACACUUAAAUCUCUAUCUUCCAGCGGAAUAUCAUUUAAGUUAGAUUUAAUAUUCAGUAUAUUGAUAAUAUAAUGAAUUGAUUUCGCUUUUAUCUUUGUGACGUGACAUAUGUCUCUCAUAUGAGUUCCAACUCUUGCUAUGAUUUAGCCAAUUUUUAGUUGUCUUUGUGUAAAUAAAAGUAGUUUUAAGUAAUACUUUAUGCGAUAACAGUAGCAGGUAAUUGUGCUGGUUUGUCGAAUAUUAUAAUUAGAAUGAUAAAGUUUUGUGCUGAUUUGGCCUUCUAUUAUUAUAAAUAUAAAAAACAAAAUGUUAAGAAUGUAUUUAAUCAGACAUUCUUAACUUAAAAUAUACGUGGAUGUUUAAAUUUAAUUAAGAAUCAUAUUUAAAACGUGCCUAAAUCUAUGUAGUACUUAAUGCACAAUAAUGUGGAAUUUAAAAAUUCAAAUACGUUAACAAUAAUAAAAAAGUUGUCUACUGAAACGAAAAUAUCGUCAAACUAAUGUUUCAAUAGUGCAAUACAUACAUAAAUCCAUUGAAUGGUGGUAUAAUUUGGCGAUAAAUUUAUUUCUUAUACCGAUAGGGAUGUUAAUUAAGUUAUAUAUAUGAAUAGUGUUCGAAAAAUCGUCUAUUAAAGAUGUUUGGAUAUUUUGUUCUCUGAUCGGCAACAAUCAGCAAGAUUGUCAAUUGCUGUAGAUAUCAUAUUAUAUGGUAGUUAUAAAAUAUAGUAUUUUUAUUAGACAAAAAUACAAUAAAUGUGUGAAGUCCA